AUGUCCGAUUCCGAGGAAAGCAACAUUAAUCACGCCGUCUUCCGUGACUGCCUCUCCACCACCCUCGUCCGGGCCGAAUCUGUUGGCCUCCCGGAGCGGAAGCGCCGGAGACGAGCCAAGGGUAGUAACUCAAAUGAGACGGCAGCCGUCCCGGUCUCACAGGACUUUAGCCAAGACGCCGAGGAGCUUGCCGAGUUCAUCGACUACUUAGCGACGGAGAUAUUUGAAAACCUUCCGGACGAGAUCAGAGACCUCGAUUACCGGACAUGGCGAGAGUCGGAGGCACUGCAAGCUGAAUACUCGUUCCCUCUGACGGCGAGCAGCCUUUCACACCUCAACCUCCCCCCGUCCAUCUCAGAGACGCUACAAACAUACAACCUUAUCUCUCCGGACCCCACGCUAGACUCGCCUCUGCCUGCCACUGUGGAGGUAUUCCUCAUCCCUAUCCUGACCGCCUACAUCACCUCGCGCAUCGCGCCCCCACCAGCCUCGACGGCUUCACGCACCGACGCCUGCGAGAUCUGCGAGCGGCCCUGGAUCCCUCUGUCGUACCACCACCUAAUCCCGCGCUUCGUCCACGACAAGGUGGUCAAGCGGGGCUGGCACAGCAAGGAAGACCUGCAGAACGUGGCGUGGCUGUGCGGUGCCUGCCACAGGUUCGUGCACCACUUCAAGAAGCACGAGGAACUGGCUAGGUACUAUUACACUGUUGAUCUGCUGUUGGAGGAGGAGGAAGUGCAGAAGUGGGCAGCUUGGGUAGGGAAGCUGAGGUGGAAAGGCGGGAAGACCGUCAGAAGGGCCCGAUAG
Molecule: messenger RNA, 807 nt
Organism: Clonostachys solani
Lineage: Eukaryota; Fungi; Ascomycota; Sordariomycetes; Hypocreales; Bionectriaceae
Source: the annotation of a GenBank genome assembly